Molecule: messenger RNA, 1889 nt
Organism: Labeo rohita (rohu)
Lineage: Eukaryota; Metazoa; Chordata; Actinopteri; Cypriniformes; Cyprinidae
Gene: rhol
Product: rhodopsin, like
Exons: 1
Coding region: 19-1083 (354 amino acids)
Biological process (GO): phototransduction; visual perception; G protein-coupled receptor signaling pathway
Cellular component (GO): photoreceptor outer segment; membrane
Molecular function (GO): G protein-coupled receptor activity
Source: RefSeq, a predicted model, not a curated record
AGAAACCAACUGUUUAUCAUGAAUGGCACGGAGGGACCAGACUUUUACGUUCCCAUGUCCAAUGUGACUGGCGUGGUGCGCAGCCCUUAUGAAUACCCACAAUUCUACCUGGCCUCACCGCUGGCGUUCUACUGCGUCGCCGCAUACAUGUUCUUCCUCAUCGUGACCUGCAUUCCCGUCAACGGCCUCACGUUGUACGUGACCAUUGAAAACAAAAAGCUUCGAACGCCCCUGAACUACAUCCUUCUGAACUUAGCUGUGGCUGACCUCUUUAUGGUGUUUGGUGGAUUCACGACCACCUUCUACACCUCCUUACAUGGAUAUUUCGUCCUGGGACGUGCCGGCUGCAACUUGGAGGCUCUCUUCGCUACUCUCGGAGGUGAGAUUGCGCUCUGGUCUCUGGUUGUCUUGGCUUUUGAGAGAUGGGUGGUUGUCUGCAAGCCCUUCUCCAAGUUUCGCUUCACGCAACUCCACGCCACCUUCGGUGUCGCAAUUACUUGGACAAUGGCUUGUACGUGUGCCAUACCGCCCCUCCUCGGAUGGUCCCGCUACAUCCCAGAGGGCCUGCAGUGUUCGUGCGGAGUGGACUAUUACACAUUGAAUCCUGAGACUGAGAACGAGUCUUUUGUCAUUUACAUGUUCGUCGUGCAUUUCUCAAUCCCUCUCAUCAUCAUUUCUUUCUGCUACGGCCGUCUGCUUUGCACCGUCAAGGUCGCAGCCGCCCAACAGCAAGAAUCUGAGACUACCCAGAGGGCUGAGCGAGAAGUUACACGAAUGGUAAUCCUCAUGGUGAUCGCUUUCCUAAUAUGUUGGCUACCCUACGCCAGUGUCGCCUGGUAUAUCUUCACCCAUCAGGGCAGUCAGUUCAGCCCCAUUUUUAUGACCAUCCCGGCUUUUUUUGCCAAGAGCUCGGCACUCUAUAACCCACUCAUUUACGUCUUCAUGAAUAAGCAGUUCCGUCACUCCAUGAUGCUAAUACUGUGUUGUGGAAAAGAUCCCUUCCAGGAUGAGGAGGAAGGAAGUUCCACCUCCAAGUCCAAGACAGAGACCUCAUCUGUCUCCAGCACUGAAUCUUCUGCCUGAGGGUCAUCCUCUAGGCUAUUUGCGGAAUAAACAGUUCAGCUGUCUGCAGUCUAUGACAGCUACUUCCCUGUAUGGACAUAUGGAAAAAUCUGGCAUGGCUGAUUAAAUUGUAUAAUCAUAUUUUAGUGAACCGACAUUUCAGCACAGCUCAGACUGUGGAUGGUAAUAUAAAAUAAUCUGUUUUAUUAUGUGACAAGAACAGCACUUUAUUAGUACUUCCAACUCAGUGUCAAAUUUGUCUCCAAGAGGACAUAGGUAUAUUUAGAUUUUAUGAAGAAAAAAAUUCUUGAUGAUAAUGAUAAUGAUUAAUGAUAUUGCUGGGUUUUGACACAAAUGUCACGAUUCGUUUUGAUUAUGCUUUACAAGUUUUUGGGUUUGAGUCGCUCGUUCAUCACGUGACAGCCCCAUAAGCUUAACCUAUGCAGUCUGAGCCGGAAAGAGAUUUGAUUAGUUCAUCUCUCGAGUCUUCGGGUUUGAGUCGUUCGUUCGUCACGUGACAGCCCCAUAAGAAGAACGAACGACUCCAAAAACCAGAAGACUCGAAACAGAUGAACUAAUUCCAGGCCUGUUAUUACUAUAGUAUUGAAGGCUGAAUUUAUAAUACUAAAAGAAUUAUAUUUACUCCAAUUUGUUUUUUAAAAUAUAAACAUUUAAAUGGUCUCUGUCAUAAAAAAAAAUUGACAGAUUUAUUUAAAUAUUAACUUAAAUGUUAAAGAACAGUAAAAAAUUAUAAUGAAUGUUAUGAUGCAUAUAUUUCGCUAGUUGACCAACAAGUUUGUGGUCACCGAAUUUUUUUUUUCCUUGAG